Abrus precatorius (Indian licorice) is the source of this 2905-nucleotide messenger RNA. RefSeq names its product putative SERF-like protein. The transcript has 4 exons. The record is from RefSeq and is a predicted model, not a curated record. NCBI's taxonomy places the organism in Eukaryota, Viridiplantae, Streptophyta, Magnoliopsida, Fabales, Fabaceae. The coding region runs from base 172 to 369 and encodes 65 amino acids.
GUCCAGCUGGGAACGAAUCUUUUAAGUGGCCGUAUUCUCUCCCUUUAAUCUCUUACUCGUUUCUACUUUUUUCAACGCUUUCAUAAUUUGCAGUCUGAUUUCUUUCGACCAGUUUUUAGGGCUUUCAUCGUCUAAGGCUGAGUUUCGUUGUCGAAGAAUCGAUCAGCAUUAAUGACUCGUGGUAACCAGAGGGAACGCGAUCGUGAAAGGGCUCAGGCUAGAGUCGGUGGUAAAGCCAAGCAGGGAAAGGGUGAUGGGUUGACCCCUGAACAGCGCAGGGAAAGGGAUGCAAAGGCACUGCAGGAGAAGGCAGCAAAAAAAGCAGCGCAGGAUGCAGGGGGGAAUAAUGCUGGUGGAAGCAAAAAUUAAGCAAUAAUUUAAUGAUUAGUUUGAGUUUGAGGUGUUGGUUAUAGACAUGGAAUUUAUGGAAGUAUUUAUAUUGCAUUAUUUGGAUAAAGGUUUUCGGUUUAGUGUAUGGUAUGUUUAUUAAUGUUAUUUCAGACAAAUGAACAAAUAAUUGGUGUUUCUCUUGUUACUGAAUCUAUGAAUUGUAUCUAUGUUUGGAAUAGUACUAUUUGGCAUUGAUAUCAUGUUUUCUCUCUUCUCUUGUCUGAAUGGGUACCUGCUUUUGUGAGGACUCUGGGUAUGCCAAACACAAUACUUUGAAUCGGCAUUGUUUAAUUUAUAAACAGAUGCUGUUUGUACGGAAAUUGCUUUGUGGUUGAUAACAGAGAUGAAAUUAUUUGUAUUGCACAUUCUUGAUAAGGGUUUGUGGUUUAGAGUCAUAUAUUAGUAUCAUAGUUAUCAAUAUCAUGCUUUAGGCCACUACAUGUUUUGUAUUGCAGAGCUUUUCUUUUAUCUUGUCUGUUUGGGAGUGAACUGUAGAAGUGUGAUUAAAGAUCACAAUUGAGGUUUAGGAAGUAGGUUGCUCUCGGUAGCUUGGAGAUGAUGUGAUGACAUUUAAUGAAGGCAGGGUUGUUGAGAUGUGGCAAACCCCGUAGAAACACCAGAAAACUUAUUAGAUCCCUGCCUUGUACUAAGAUGGACUUGGGCCUGUAGCCUUCAGAAUACUUACCCUGUCUCUUACUUUUCCUAGCUCAAAAUGUCCUGUGUCAUUUCCCCCAGUCUGAAAUGCAUGACACCAUCUGAAAUGAGAAUCUCCUAGUCUUUAGAGUUGACUGACAAUAUCUAAAGAAUGUGCCUUGUCCCCGGCCCCGGAUUACUGUGCAUUCACCCUUUCCCAACCUUGACCCUCACAACGACAUCCUUAGACCUGCACUUAUGGUAUAUGAAAGGGGAACAAAUCCCAGGAGAAAUGCUUAGAAGCCUUAGAGACAUCCUUAAGGGUCUUGCUUCUAUUGUCAACUCCAAAGAAAGGUAUUCACACCAGGUUCGCUUUGUUCACCACCAAGCCAGGGAUCCUGGCCCCAUCUCCAUCCCUUCAUAACACACCUUAUUAGUAAGCAAAUGUUAGUCCAAACAAUGCUAAUAGUAUAAAUAAAACAUGCUCACCUUUUGUGGAAAUUUCUAAUAUUGGGGAAUAUCAAAUGAUAAUAUAAUUGAAGAAGCCGAAGCCCUAUGCUGUUGUAAAACGGAUUUGCAACUUGACUUGGUCAAAAAGUUGAUUUUAAUGAUGGAAUCAUCUCUGCUUCGGAAUAGUUUGCUGGACCGAAGAGUUUUAUGGUUCUUGACUCGGAAAACUUGAGUCCUGGUUGGUUCCCAAUUUCAUUUUCACAAUAGGUAUAAUAUGUUUUGAUCCUCUUCUUUUCUGCAUGUAAUAAUUGCAUUCAUACUAAAAUCCACACGUUAUCUUGAGGUUGUAUUGAUACUUGAAAAUAUGACAAAUUAUUGCUGUUAGAAAAAUUAUGGUUUUAGAAGAGUUUUAAUGGAUUUUUGUGCUGGUUUUUGAGUCUGAAAUACCACUAUUUUAUGCUGAGAAUAUGCUAAAAAAUCAGAAAUUUUGCUGCAGUUGUAACUUGUAACCUGUGUUUACAGCAGAAAGAUGGAGGUGUUCUUACUUGGAUUCUUUCUUAAUAUAGUUGUUAAUACUUGGUGUUGGGAAUACAAUAAACAAAAUUAAGGGUAAAAAUGAAAAAAGAAAAGAACAAAGUGCUUUCUAAUAAGGAAGAGGAAGAUGAAGCGCUCGUUUGAACAAAAGCAUCUGUGAAGUCAACAUUGUGUGGCUUGGGUGACACAUGCACAAACCAAAACAUGAAGCCCUGUCUCCUCAAGUAAUAUCAGGGCAAGAUUUGCGAGAAGGUGAAAUCAGCAAGGGGUUCCUUUCUCAACAGAUUCAUGUCGCUUUGACCUUUCACUUGGCAGAUGAAACUCCAUAAUAGAAAUACGAAAGUCAACCUACAAGGGGGAGCAAUACCCAUAAACGGUUAGAAGGUAAGAGAGGGAGAGAGUGGAAAUACUUGUCACAAUUAAUGGCUACAACUUAUAAAAGAGGGGAAGAGUAACGAAAGAAGUGAAGUCUUUACACAAGUGUGCAUCUUAAGCUUAUAAACUUAGAGUUUAAAAUAGAGAUUGAAGAUGAAACAACUUCAUAAUUACAAAUGCUACAAAGCAUGGGAAAGCGGACUCACACAAGUGUUUCUUAAUAUGUCCGAGGCAUGCAAAAUUAAAAGAUUGCUCUAGCAAAUAGAAACUCAAAGAUAAUAUUUGGCUUGGAAGACUUUUAAUAGUGCUUUACUCUAAUAUAGGUGUUUUAUGCUUUGAAAAGGAAGUUAAGAGUUGUCUUUAAGUAUACCAUAGAAGCAUAGAAAUAAAUUGUUGUAAUACCAUAGAAGCAUAAAAAUGGAGUGAAGAGGAAAAAAGCGAGAGAUUUUGUUUUUCAUUUGGAAAAAUAUUAAAUAUAUAUUGUAAAGCUUUUAUUACAUUAUAAAUGUUUAGAAGAAACCAU